Macroventuria anomochaeta is the source of this 1286-nucleotide messenger RNA. RefSeq lists its product as uncharacterized. The transcript has a single exon. Bases 243 to 1286 code for a protein of 347 amino acids. Lineage: Eukaryota; Fungi; Ascomycota; Dothideomycetes; Pleosporales; Didymellaceae. The record is from RefSeq and is a predicted model, not a curated record.
CUCACCACACCUUCCUCAGUAAUUUUGGCUAAUCGGUACGUAUCUCGAUCUCGUUCUCUCUACACCCAUCAUCUCCAACAUCCGGGCUGGUACCACCUUCAUCCUUGAACAUCCCUACCUGCAGCAACUUUUCCACUCGUUCACGCAUCUGCCUGCGUAUUGGUCACCUGGAUCUCCCGUCAAAGACACUACCAAGUCGCACAACUCUUACCGCACACUGCACCCCACUAUCGACAUCCAGCAUGGCUUCGACGCAGGAACCCAUUGACGUACCAAGGCCAAGGCAGCGCGUGACCUUUGGGCUCAUCAUUCUGGCCAUCUUCAUGCCGUGGUUUGCUCUCUACCUCGACGGCGCCUCAUGGCAGACAAUCGGAUUCAACCUCGCAGCCUGGUUCUUCCUGCCCCUAGCCGGCCCGCUCGGUGCAGCCAUACACGCCAUUGUUUGCCUCUGCCGUACAGACAAACAUCGUAAAUACUCCAAACCUGCGCGCCGUCGCCUCCGCUACGACAACCACUACAGUGCAAAUAAACAGGUGCACACGGAGAAGAAGGCCGUCGAGCCAGAGCCGGAGCCAGCUCCAGUCACACGAGCGAUCACCGAGCCACCUCCUGCUCCAGUGAUGAGAGCAGUCACCGACAAACCCACUCCAGCCGAAAGAGCACCCACGGAACCUCCAGCGCCCCUACAGAGGGCUGCCAUAGAAUCUCCAGCUGCGAAGUCAUCGGCCACUUCGUCAACAACUUCGGUGUCAUCGUCCGAUGCCGAAAAGAAAAAUCCGCCCGCUCCUGCACUUCCCCAGAGGACUGCUACUGCACUUCCCCAGAGGACCGCUACUGUACCUCCCCAGAGGACCGCUACUGUACCUCCUCAGAGGACUGCUACUGUACCUCCCCAGGAGACCGGUACUGCACCUCUCCAGAAGACCGCUACUGUACCUCCUCAGAGGACUGCUACUGUACCUCCCCAGAAGACCGCUACUGCACCUCUCCAGAGGACUGCUACUGUACCUCCCCAGGAGACCGCUACUGCACCUCUCCAGAAGACCGCUACUGUACCUCUCCAGAAGACCGCCACUGCACCUCCCCAGAGGACCGCUACUGUACCUCCCCAGGAGACCGCUACUGCACCUCCCCAGAGGACCGCUACUGCACCUCCCCAGGAGACCGCUACUGCACCUCUUCAGAAAACCGCUACCGCACCUCCCCAGAGGACCGCUACUGUGCCCCCCUCAAGGGCUGCUACCGCGAAGAAGGAGGACGACCCGUUCAAGGACCCUGAUGCUUAA